AUUCGGUGAUAUAGUGUAGUGAUGACUGUGAUCGAUAAUAUACCCUCUCUUAUCCUUCAAGGCACUGUGCGUAAUAAUGUGGCCAAUUUGAUCACUGUGCGCUAAAGCGCAUGUGCCAUGCUAUCCGCCGUCUUUCUCUUUUUUUGUGUUUGUGUGUGUGUGUGUGUGUCCUGUCAGAGAGAGUCAGAGACAGUGCUGUCAUUUCCUUGAUGCGCUCAUUGGUGUGUCCCUAUAACGUGUCACAACUUUUGGUGGAUUACCCCAGUUAUGUGAAGCAUCAUUAGUUGUUGAAGUACCACUCACGCUCUCUCAUCCUUGUCUUCGAGGUAACCACCUGCAGGAACAAGGUCCCUCUGACUAGAACAGUUCAGGAACUUGAUGAAUGCAAAUAGAUCAGCAUCCAAAGGAACUCGUGGAACAACAUUUUCAAACAUGCUCUGUUUAAUAUUAUCGGUUCUUACACUUGCGCCUGCCUCUAAAAUGCAUAGUAUCCAUGUGUCUAGAGAGCCCACCAACAUGCUAUUCUCUUCUUCCACAUUUCUAAUGUUUUCAUUGAUGACGUCUCUGCUGGUGAAGGGACUGGAGGCUGCGACCACCGCAGCUACAACGCCUGGUUGCGCGUCUUGUGGCAUUCCGCCGAUGGAGAAGGAUUCGGAGCAGAGGCUCCUGGUUGAGAUCGCCAAGCAACAGAUCUUGAACAAGCUGCACCUGAAAGAGAGACCGAACAUCACCUCGACUGUGCCCCGCGCUGCGCUUAUCACGGCUCUCCGCAAACUGCACGCGGGGCGAGUCAGACCGGACGGCACCAUUGAACUUGAAAUGAAGAUCAAUGAUACAAAAGAUCAGGGAUAUGAAAUGGUGAGCUUCGCAGAAAUUGAUGAGAUGGACACUACUGGUGCUCAGCCACGCCUCACCUUCCAGUUCCUGCAGGAGCAAGGCCACAGCAUUCAGGUGCUCCAGUCAGCCCUGUGGCUGUACGUCCGCUCCUCUGACGCCCCUAACUCGGGGCCCCGCCCCACCGUCACAGCCCACAUCUACCUCUCCGGGCCUGGGGAAAGCUGCUCUAACCGCACCCUCCUCCUAGAGAAGAUCCUGGAUGUGCAGAAGAGCAACUGGUACACCUUCCCCAUUACACACACCCUGCAAGCGUUCAUGGACGGGGGCCAGCGGCUGCUACAGCUGGAAGUCACCUGCACAGAGACUGGGGUAGCCGGGGAGAAUGGCGUUAGCCAGAACCUGUGUGAGCUGGGUAAGACCAUGGACAUGGCCCACCAGCCUUUCAUGGUGGCCCAGGUGCGGCUCCGCGAGGACCACAAACACGUCCUCCAGAAGAGGUCCCUGCAGUGCGGAGAUGAUGUUACAGUCUGCUGCAAGAAGGACUUCUACGUCAAGUUCAAGGAUAUCCAGUGGCAGGACUGGAUCAUAGCUCCAGAAGGGUACCACAUGAAUUACUGUAUGGGCCAGUGUCCCCAGGCCCUGGCUGGGUCUCCAGGCAUCGCGUCUUCCUUCCACGCUACAGUCUUCAGCCAGCUCAAAGCCAAUGGCAUCAACACAGCAGUGUCUUCCUGCUGUGUGCCCAUCCAGCGCAGGCCUCUGUCUAUGGUCUACUUCAACUCACAGCACAGCAUUGUCAAGACCGACGUCCCUGACAUGAUUGUAGAGUCCUGCGGCUGUACGUAAAGAAAGAGAAGAAAGAGAAAGACAAGACAUUCAGCUAGUUAUGCUUUUAGUCUGAGAAGACUAGAUUGAAUGUGUCACACAUGCACAGACAGAUGCAAACACAUACACAGACAGAUGCAAACACAUACACAGACAGAUGCAAACACAUGCACAGACAGAUGCAAACACAUGCACAGACAGAUGCAAACACAUGCACAGACAGAUGCAAAGACAUACAUGCAUACUUCACGAUCAUGCCGUAUAGAAUUUAAGAUGUUCCGUCUUCAUCAAUUCGAUAGAGGGUUUUUGAACGCCAAUUGGGAAUAGUACUGAGUGCUCAAAGGGUUUGUUUAGUCAAUUGGUCAUACACAGAUAGCACAUGACAGAAAGAGGAGAGAGAUUCAUAUAUCGCCUUCAUUCCUUUUUUUAUUUACUGUAAAACAAUGAGCUGUUAUUAUCGUAUUUCCUUUUAUACCUAGUUUUUUUGUUUUACUGGUGAGCGUGAGGUGAGCUAAGAAAGACACAGUAAGAUUUAUGCAGUCAGUGCCUGGACCUAAGGGAAAUGGAGUAGAGCUUACUCUUUUUCUUUGUUUCUAAAAAGAUGUGUGUUGCUUUGACAAGUUUCACACAUAUCCCACGUGCACAUCCGACUGAGAAUGCCCAUCGUAAAACAGUGAAAUUGUAUACACUAAUAUAAACCAAAAAAAAUCUUAAUUUGAAAGUUGUCUAAUUCCUUCGAGUCCAUUCCAAGUAUAGUUACAUACAUUGCAGAGCAUUUGGACUUCCCCACUGUUUUGUCGUUUAGAAGGCAAAUUGGGUGUUCUGAUUCUGAAUUCUAGACUUUCUUGAGAUCCCAUAGAGGAGCUACGUUCUCGAGACUCGUGCAAUCGCACUCAUGCAAUUCUGAUGCUUUAUACAACACAAGACAGCAGUGAAAGCUUUAAAAUAAAUCGGGAAUAGAUCUCACUCCUGGGAAACCACCCAGACAGGAGCAGAUAUCUGAGGUGGAUAGGUUAAAAAUGGUUUCAUCAGCAUAUGCACUGUAUUAUUUGCUCAGAUAGUCAGUUAGGCAACAGUCUGGCUUUGACGGCAUGAACUCACGGUUAUUAGUCAGCUGUACAAGCAAACAUUUAGCUAUUGCCACAGUGUCAGGCAACGUGAAGGUCCACGAAACACGCAGGUCAACAAGCAUGUGCAUGCUCCAAGGCACAUCGGAGUUUGCAUUUUCCAAAAUCUAAAGUUUAGGGCUGAUGUAAAUUAGAUGAAUCCAUUCAAGCAAAUAAAGUAUCUGUCUAUCUUUGUUUUCGUGCUAUAAUGUUUACACUAAAUGGGUAUAAUGUGUGUGUAUGAUAAGUUUAAAGCUGAAACCUCUUUGCUGCUUUCUUAAUGGUGUGCAUCUUGUGUGUGGUUGGCAGUAACAGUGUAUACUGUACUGUAGACUUUCCUACCCUACCCUGGACUAUGGCGCAAAAGUCCCCAUAUUGCAUUGCAGUAUGAUAUGCUAACAUUGCCCUCAGGAUCCUAUAGCAAACACUUCCUGGUUACCUGGCUCUUAGAACAUUAGAAUAAUAGAACAUUAUAUUGUUUUUCUGCAAGCACUUCCUGUCCUCCUGUCCUAGAGCUUAAUGUAUGUCACAUUGAGGAGCCAUCCUUCCAUAGGGAACAUGUACUGCAGUCUGGAAUGUACCAUGAUGAUAACUAAUACCGUUGAUUGUGAGACCAAAAAGUGAAAGUUUUUCCAAACAGAAAGCCUCACAUGACUUUCAUGAUUGGCAAUGAUUUCUUCAUGAGCACUUUAUCGGCUUACUGUAUAUUUAUGAGAUUCUGCAACGGGUUGUUCUCUACUGCCAUAUCCUAUUUUUGGUACUCAGUCACUGCAUGUUAAAAGCAAUGGCAAAAAUAUUGUUAUCAGGUCAUAUUCGUAAGCCCUUGCUUUAUGGACAGUAUGUGUGGCCCUUGAUAUAACUUCAUAUUGUAUCUGUUGUAAACAGAAUUUCUCUAUACUGUAACUGGAUAAUGACACCAGCAUUUUGAUUGAAUAUCAAUUCCAGUAGAUUCUAUUGUCUUUUUAUAUUACAUGAUAUGUUGAAUAAUUUGUAUUAAUAAAUGUUAUUUUUUUAUGUGUCUAUUGUACUGUAUUCCAUAAUUCUAUUGAAAAUGUAUUUUAAACAGAACAAAUAAAUAUUUUUGACUUGA
Molecule: messenger RNA, 3855 nt
Organism: Salvelinus namaycush (lake trout)
Lineage: Eukaryota; Metazoa; Chordata; Actinopteri; Salmoniformes; Salmonidae
Product: inhibin beta B chain
Exons: 2
Coding region: 379-1680 (433 amino acids)
Biological process (GO): BMP signaling pathway; SMAD protein signal transduction
Cellular component (GO): extracellular region
Molecular function (GO): growth factor activity; cytokine activity; hormone activity
Source: RefSeq, a predicted model, not a curated record